GAAACUGAACCCUGCCUCUGACUGAGCUGAGAACAUCCUCUUCUCUGGGGAACCAGCAGCAGCAGGAGCUUGGCAGAAGGGCAGAGACGUGGGGGAGGUUUGCAGGAAGAGACCAUGUCUGGACUUGGGAAAGAACCACAAAGGAGUCCAACGGCAGAGCAAUCUGAGGAUGGGAGCUCAGACUCACCACCUCUGUCAUCAACAGCCCCAGAGGAUGCCGCACGCUACUCUGGGAAAUCAGGACUGAGACUUGUCCUUGUAGGUAAAACGGGAGCGGGGAAAAGCGCCACAGGAAACACCCUCCUCGGCAGGAAAGUGUUUGAGUCCAAACUCUCACCAAAGUCUGUCACCGCGAAAUGCAAGAAGGGCGAAAGCCCCUGGAAAGGGAGGCAGGUGGUGGUGCUGGAUACCCCUGGCAUUUUUGACACGUGUGUCCCAGUGGAAGACACGUGUCGGGAGAUCAGUCGCUGUAUUGCCCUCUCCUCCCCAGGGCCCCACGCCAUCGUGCUAGUGGUGCCCUUGUCCCGUUACACCGAGGAGGAAAGAAAGGCAGUCACACGCAUCCAAGGCAUUUUUGGAGCCAAGGCCAUGAGGUACAUGAUCCUGCUAUUCACUCGGAAGGAUGAUCUGGAGGGCACCGAAGUGGAAGAGUUCUUAGAAGAUGCUGAUUCCAAGGACCUUAAGGAGCUGGUAGGGAAGUUUGGGGACCGAUACUGCGCUUUCAACAACAAAGCCACAGGGGAGGAGCGGGAGGCCCAGGUGGACGAGCUGCUGGGGAUGGUGGAGGGGAUGGUGAAGAAGAACGGAGGCACCUGUCUUACGAAUGAGAUGUAUCAAUAUGCCGAGGAGAAGCUUCAGGAGAAAAUGGCGGAGCUGAAGAAAAGCUACGCGGAGCAGCUGGAACGAGAGAAAGAGAAAAUAAAACGCGAGUACGAGGAGAAAAUCAAAGAAUUAAGAGAAAAGAAGCAGCCACUUGCCGAAGCAGCAGAGGCGGAGAUUUUGCAGCAGCAACGGAGACGUUUAGAAGAAAAAGAGCGAGAUUAUGCUUCAAAACAGGCAAGAACCAGGGAAGAAGCUGAAGGUGGUUUCAAAUGGGAACCCCUUUUGACUGCUUUUGCAGCUGUUUUCAAAUUAGUUCAUGAAUGGUUUAAGGAUGAAUAAUGAGCCGAAUUUACUAACUUUAGUCUGAAUCUCUAAAAGUCACACAUUUCAGUGCUUGCUAUACCUAUAGACUCCAACAUGCUGCCCCCAAGAGCCAAAUUAUUCCCUGGUGUAGCUGCAUGGAUGCCAGCAGAGCUAUGGAGGGAAUGAAAUGAGCCCUUCCUUGCUAAGAUACCUUCCCGCCUGUGCUACAGACUCUAUCGCAUGCUUUGAUGUUCUGUUCCAAGGGCUAAUUGUCCCCACUGGAAGGGGGAGCAGAGCACAGGAUCUGAACAGAAAUCAAAUAUAUGUCUUUAGGUAUUAAGACAGCCACAGUUGGGUUAGCUUAAUGGGUGACAUUUGUAUGUAUCCCUGGAAAGGGGUUUUCGUGAGGUUUGUGAACUGAAGCUAGAGAAAUAUUAGCUUAGGAUUUUAUUUUUAUCUUUGGGUGCUCUUUUCCCUUUGUCACUGUGCGCGUCAUCCUAGAAAACACAUGGAUGUGCUUAUGAAAUAUAUCUUUGCUGCCACCUGUUACCACAACAUGAAGCUGCAUGCGCAUUCAGUCGUGGGCACAAACAGCUUCUAGUGAUACUGAUGUGCCACGUCUGUGGAUAGAAACGGGGCUGGGGAUGGGUUCUGAUGCUUUCAUACUUUACCGAUACCAAUAAAAUUGUUGCUGUUAUUAAA
Molecule: messenger RNA, 1827 nt
Organism: Pelodiscus sinensis (Chinese soft-shelled turtle)
Lineage: Eukaryota; Metazoa; Chordata; Testudines; Trionychidae
Source: RefSeq, a predicted model, not a curated record